Dendrobium catenatum is the source of this 591-nucleotide messenger RNA. RefSeq lists its product as uncharacterized. The transcript has a single exon. NCBI's taxonomy places the organism in Eukaryota, Viridiplantae, Streptophyta, Magnoliopsida, Asparagales, Orchidaceae. Bases 1 to 591 code for a protein of 196 amino acids. The record is from RefSeq and is a predicted model, not a curated record.
AUGGCUCAACAACCUUAUCUCACAUCUCAUUCCUAUAAUUCCUCAUUAAAAGCUUCAUGCCAAUCCCUCAAGAUCAAAACUCAUGUAGAAGCUUACAUUCUAAGACAUGUGUGCCGCAUCGUCCGAGCUUUAUCAAGUGCGAAAUCCUUCCUUUUGGAGCUAUUGAGCUUAACAACUUCGACCACCAACAAGAACUCGAGCAACUAUAUCACGAAGAUGAAUAAGAGAAAGAAGAUAAAAAGGGUGCUAAAGUCUAUCACCAUGUGGUGUAAUUGGCCUUCCUCGCACGUAAUUCCGAUGCCCGAGCUUGCGGCGAGCUUCAGAGGUCAUAAUGCCAUAAGCCAAACAUACUAUGAUUCAACAUGGAACUCGAUUGUUAUCGUCGAUGACAAUGAUGAUGGAUUAGAGAGACAACUCUCUGGCUACCUCCAAUGGCUUGAAGAAAAUGAAUUGGGCGGCAACCACGGUGAUGAUACAAUUGAAAUUGAUCGACUUGCCGAGAAGUUCAUCGCAAGCUGCCAUGAGAAGUUCAGGUUGGAGAAGCAAGAGUCUUAUAGGAGGUACCAAGAAAUGCUUGCAAGAAGCAUGUGA